Capra hircus (goat) is the source of this 1077-nucleotide messenger RNA. RefSeq names its product spindlin-2B-like. The transcript has 2 exons. Gene Ontology annotation, cellular component: cytosol; nucleoplasm. The record is from RefSeq and is a predicted model, not a curated record. Bases 1 to 1077 code for a protein of 358 amino acids. NCBI's taxonomy places the organism in Eukaryota, Metazoa, Chordata, Mammalia, Artiodactyla, Bovidae. Gene Ontology annotation, biological process: gamete generation; regulation of DNA-templated transcription.
AUGACCUUCUUAGGCGCCUUUCCCUUGGCGCCCGUGGUGGUGGCCUUGGGGAUCCCAUCCCCGCUGAGGUGGCCUGGGUCUAGGGCUAGGUUCUGGUCUCUGCCUCCCAAGGAUGCCAGGGGUUUCCACGCGGCGUGGAGGACAGCAGGAAGUGGCACGUCCGGAGGGUGGCCUCUCCCGCCUCACUCAUCAGGUCGUCCUUGCUCUCCUUUCUCCGAGAAUCAGGGGGAAAUUUGUCCUUCUGUGGUUGGAAGGGGUGGGAGGGGGCUCGAGCUGGAGGCAGGAGCUUUUCUCUGGAAGACGAAAACCCGCAACUCACAGGAGGCCAAAGCGCAGCAAACCAGGGCUGUUGCAGGAAAGGCCACUGGGUCUGCAAACAUGAUGAAGAAAAAAGCCUCACAAAAGAAGCAGAGAGGCAGACCUUCAUCGCAGCCCUGCAGGAAUAUUGUGGGCUGCAGAAUUUCACACGGAUGGAAGGAAGGUGAUAAAUCCAUCACUCAGUGGAAAGGAACUGUUCUGGAUCAGGUGCCUAUAAAUCCUUCUCUUUAUCUGGUGAAAUAUGAUGGAAUUGACUGUGUCUAUGGACUGGAACUUCACAGAGAUGAAAGAGUUUUGUCUCUUAAAAUUCUUUCUGACAGGGUGGCAUCAACUCAAGUCAGUGAUGCAAACCUUGCAAAUACCAUAAUUGGUAAAGCUGUGAAACAUAUGUUUGAGGAUGAGCAUGGUUCUAAGGACGAAUGGAGAGGAAUGGUGUUAGCCCAAGCACCGAUCAUGAAAGCCUGGUUUUAUAUUACCUAUGAGAAAGACCCUGUCUUGUACAUGUACCAACUUCUAGAUGAUUAUAAAGAAGGAGACCUCCGUAUCAUGCCAGAGUCCAGUGAGUCUCCUCUCACAGAAAGGGAGCCAGGAGGAGUUGUAGAUGGUCUGAUAGGUAAACAUGUGGAAUAUACCAAAGAAGAUGGCUCCAAACGGAUCGGAAUGGUCAUUCACCAAGCGGAAGCCAAACCCUCUGUGUAUUUCAUCAAGUUUGCUGAUGAUUUCCAUAUCUAUGUCUAUGAUUUGAUGAAAAAGUCCUAA